Messenger RNA from Heterocephalus glaber (naked mole-rat), 1067 nucleotides. RefSeq names its product CKLF like MARVEL transmembrane domain containing 8 (gene Cmtm8). Gene Ontology annotation, molecular function: structural constituent of myelin sheath. NCBI's taxonomy places the organism in Eukaryota, Metazoa, Chordata, Mammalia, Rodentia, Bathyergidae. Gene Ontology annotation, cellular component: membrane. The record is from RefSeq and is a predicted model, not a curated record. Gene Ontology annotation, biological process: myelination.
CGCCCCACGCCCGCCUCCCGCUCGCCCGCGUCCCCUGGGCGCAGGGCCGCGCGUCCAGCCCGGGCUCGCUGGGGUCCCCGCUGCCCGGCCAGCUCGGGCGGGUUGCCACGAUGGAGGAGCCGCAGCGCGCUCGCUCUCACACCGUCAACACCACCACCAGCUCCUUCGCCGAGAACUUCUCCACCACCAGCAGCAGCUUAGCCUACGACCGUGAGUUCCUCCGCACGCUGCCGGGGCUCCUCAUCGUGGCGGAGAUCGUACUGGGAUUGCUGGUAUGGACGCUUAUUGCUGGAACUGAGUACUUUCGAGUCCCUGCAUUUGGCUGGGUCAUGUUUGUAGCUGUAUUUUAUUGGGUCCUCACCGUCUUCUUCCUCAUCAUCUACAUAACCAUGACCUACACCCGGAUUCCCCAGGUGCCCUGGACCACAGUGGGUCUGUGCUUCAAUGGCAGUGCCUUUGUCUUAUACCUCUCGGCUGCUGUUGUGGAUGCUACUUCUGUCUCCCCGGAGAGAGACAGUCACAACUUCAACAGCUGGGCUGCCUCAUCGUUCUUUGCCUUCCUGGUCACCAUCUGCUACGCUGGAAACACAUAUUUCAGUUUUACAGCAUGGAGAUCCAGGACCAUACAAUGAUUUACCAUUUUGAUAAUUAAAAGGAAAAAAACCAAGAAGAAUCUCACUGUAAAAACAGCUGUAGGUAUAAUGUAUAUUUCCAGACAAUAGUAUUUAACUAAUGUCUUUUUUUUUUGAUACCGGGGAUCGAACUCAGGACCUUGCUCUUGCAAGGCAGGCAAUGGAACCACUGAGCUAAAUCCUCGGCCCUAACUAAUGUUUUUAUAUACUUAGUUAAAUUGCUUUAUUGUGGUUUGUUACGAUUAAACUGAAUACUUAUUUACAAAGUGCUAUAGCUUGUAGUGAACUCUUAAAUAUCUUGCUGAUGUCUUUAUGACCUUAUUUUCUUAGAUAAUGCAUAAAUAGACAAAUUGCUGAUAUUAAGAAUGUGUCAGGUUUGUAAACCUAACUUUUAAAAUGUCAGAUUCUUUUGUGAUUAAAUGUUGUAAAAUUUCA